CCACCAGAGCGCUCUUUCUUGAGACUGUUUUCCAUCCCCCCUGUGAUCCACCAGAGCGCUCUUUCUUGAGACUGUUUUCCAUCUCCCCCUGUGAUCCACCAGAGCGCUCUUUCUUGAGACUGUUUUCCAUCCCCCCUGUGAUCCACCAGAGCGCUCUUUCUUGUCCAUAUGACUAGAUAUACCAAGAGGACAGCAGCUUAAAGAAAUUCCAGCGCAAUAAGCAGUGUAGCCAGCGCUCCCAAACUGCUUGACUUGUAGGCCUGCCUUUGUUCUCUAAAUAAAUAAAUAAAUUGCCCGACACCAGGAGGUUGGCAGGCAUCAUUGGGUCUGGCACUGAUUGGGUUAACUAGACCACAUUGUCAGACUGUGAGCCACCGACCCUGCCGAGCACUGCCACCCAUGCUAUCAUAUUGCACUCAACUGUCUAGACCAUUUCACCAGCUAUGAAUCUCUAAUAAUUCAGGGUCAAAUUUGUGGCUUUACCGUGUAGCAGCGACGGGCCAAAUUUGUGGCUUCACCGUGUACCAGCGACGGGCCAAAUUUGUGGCUUUACUGUGUAGCAGCGACGGGCCAAAUUUGUGGCUUUACUGUGUAGCAGCGACGGGCCAAAUUUGUGGCUUUACUGUGUAGCAGCGACGGGCCAAAUUUGUGGCUUUACUGUGUAGCAGCGACGGGCCAAAUUUGUGGCUUUACUGUGUAGCAGCGACGGGCCAAAUUUGUGGCUUUACUGUGUAGCAGCGACGGGCCAAAUUUGUGGCUUUACCGUGUAGCAGUGACGGGCCAAAUUUGUGGCUUUACCGUGUAGCAGCGACGGGCCAAAUUUGUGGCUUUACCGUGUAGCAGCGACGGGCCAAAUUUGCCCCAUGAUAUAAACCCCUCAAAAAAGAUGAUGCAUAAACUGAUCACAAAUGUGUUGAUAUAUUAUAUUAUGAAAUGGUUUGCGUGAGUGAUGAUUUUUUCUCAUUUUUCUCGCUUAGAGGGACCAUUAAGAAACAUGACCCCCGCUGUACUGGGUUAAAAGCUAAGUAAAUUCCUGAUUCUGUGAGUGAGCUUCAGAGAGAGGGAGUAAGUUGAGAGGAAAACAUUACUCUCAGACCUGUUUAUCAUAUGAUCCCUGCCAUCUUAAAAAUUGAUGAGAGUUCCAGUUGAAAUACAGGGUCGUAUUCUUAAAUCAAACUUCUGUAACCACAGACCCCAUACAUCAGACAAUGAUAUUCUUAAACAACCAUCAUGCCCAUGGCUACCACAGUUCCGACAGUCACGAAGGGUGUGUUCUUAUAUCCCACCUCUGGGACCGGGGUGCCGAUCAACGCACCAAAUUGUCGGGAGACUGUCGGGUCCGUCACCCUUCUCACAAGUAUUGUGGGGCGUGUUAUUUUGUCCGAUUUGCAUGUUCACAACGUCACACUACCACCAGGGUCAUGAAACUACUCCUGGAAAUACCCGCAACUCCUAUGAAAGCCUUGUCAAAUAUGUGUUUCUUCAGGUUCACGGUACAGAGGAAGGGUCACACUACCACCAGGGUCAUGAAACUACUCCUGGAAAUACCCGCAACUCCUAUGAAAGCCUUAUCAAAUAUGUGUUUCUUCAGGUUCACGGUACAGAGGAAGGGUCAAACUACCACCAGGGUCAUGAAACUACUCCUGGAAAUACCCGCAACUCCUAUGAAAGCCUUGUCAAAUAUGUGUUUCUUCAGGUUCACGGUACAGAGGAAGGGUCACACUACCACCAGGGUCAUGAAACUACUCCUGGAAAUACCCGCAACUCCUAUGAAAGCCUUGUCAAAUAUGUGUUUCUUCAGGUUCACGGUACAGAGGAAGGGUCACACUACCACCAGGGUCAUGAAACUACUCCUGGAAAUACCCGCAACUCCUAUGAAAGCCCCUCCAGUGGCCGCAAGCCCUCCUGGACCCCCCCACGGAUCCCGACGUCAUACUAUGAAUAUAUGAUAUCUGUAACUUGCCUGCUCCUUGAUGCUGUAAAUGGACACAGUCACCCCAGGACAGCCCAGGGGUUUGUCCUGGAGCAGAACUAUCGGACGAUCAUGUCGCCAUUCUCCGUACACUCCACCUGGCCUGUACGGCACUCUUUUCUUCCUCUCUGUAGCACACAUUCCAUUCCUUUGUUCUGUUAA
This is a messenger RNA of Eriocheir sinensis (Chinese mitten crab), 2134 nucleotides long. RefSeq lists its product as uncharacterized. The record is from RefSeq and is a predicted model, not a curated record. The transcript is spliced from 3 exons. Lineage: Eukaryota; Metazoa; Arthropoda; Malacostraca; Decapoda; Varunidae. The coding region runs from base 1133 to 2134 and encodes 333 amino acids.